Molecule: messenger RNA, 997 nt
Organism: Colletotrichum acutatum
Lineage: Eukaryota; Fungi; Ascomycota; Sordariomycetes; Glomerellales; Glomerellaceae
Exons: 2
Coding region: 184-960 (258 amino acids)
Source: RefSeq, a predicted model, not a curated record
AGAGAGAGAGAAUUGGAUGAGUGAGUGAAUGAGAGAAUAAGUGAGUGGGCUGGGCCGUUCCGCGAAUGGCGUCACCUUCAAAACCACACUUGCUUCAUUGCAGUCCGUCAUUCCCCAACCCAUCCAUACCUUGCGCAGGAAGGAGACGGUUUCCAUCAUUAUAUCCUCACAGUUCCACUUCCCAUGCUCUUCAGGCUCUUUGCAGUUGCAAUACGUCCCGAGAGCUUCCACACCCCUGGACCAUCCAACAGCCCAUCAUCAUCAGCCUUCACCCCAGUCGAGCCCGUCCAAUUCCCUCCGGGCCAAUCCCGCUGCUCCAUCCACAUUUUCACACUCGCAGCUCUCCCGCUCCCAGCAACACAGCAAGCAGCAGCAGCAGCCACAGCAACUAAUACCUUACAAUCGCACAGCUCCCGGCAGCUCUUUAUUUCCAAAUUCUCCCUCGCCUCAUCUUCCCGUCCUUUUACAUCCUCACUUUUCUUACCUGACCUAAAGGAAUCCUCACUCACAUUUCACCUACGGCUGUGUCUGAGACAAGCAUCAAUCCAAUCACCUCUCACUGCUCUCCCACAUUUCACCUCAGCCACACACACACACACCCCUCCGUCUGUUCAUCCACCAUCCCGUCCUUUUGUAGGGCCUUUUCCAGAAAUUGGUACCUUGCUACAAACGAACAACGUCACCUCGCCUUCGGUUCCUCUCCCUCGCCUUGACAACGGAGAAACCUCUCAACCCAGGACAUAUCAACUUCAUCUGUUCAACCACACACCACUUCGACUCUUCCCACAUGUUCUGCCUUACGAAAAGCUGCUAGUAGCUACCCAUUUCCUCCGCCUCAACCUCGUUAACUUUUACUCAACCUCCAUCCCUUGCCAUCACUCGGCGGCCUCUUCCAAACCGGACCAUCCACCUCUCCGAGGCCUUUUCCACUUUCACACAACACAGACGGCUAGCCACUAGCCAGAUUGCCCAACAUGACGGUAUUUAUCGCAUCAUU